Molecule: messenger RNA, 2628 nt
Organism: Aureobasidium musti
Lineage: Eukaryota; Fungi; Ascomycota; Dothideomycetes; Dothideales; Saccotheciaceae
Source: the annotation of a GenBank genome assembly
AUGGGUGCCAACCUCGACAUUGCCAAAGGUCGUGAGGUCUUGCCCAAGAACGUCAAGCCUCUCCACUACCACCUGACCCUGGAACCUAACCUCGAGACCUUCCAAUAUGAGGGCAAGGUCGUCAUUGAGUAUGCAUUCCUCAAGACUCGCCUUCCAUUUGACACCACAUCCAUCUCGCUGAACACAAUCGACAUUGACAUCAAGUCCACCGAGGUCCACUCAGGCUCGAAGCUCAUCACCUCUUCACCUAAGCUCUCUUACGAUGAGAACACCCAGACCACCACCGUCUCGUUCCCCGACACCAUCCCCGCCGGCCACAAGGCUACCCUCACACAGACCUUCACCGGUACCCUCAAUGACAACAUGGCUGGUUUCUACCGUUCAAGCUACAAGGGCGAGGAUGGCAGCGACAAGUACAUUGCCACCACUCAGAUGGAACCUACCGAUGCUCGCAGAGCUUUCCCUUGUUUCGAUGAGCCCGCUCUCAAGGCCGAAUUCACCAUCACUCUGGUCGCCGAUAAGCAUUUGACUUGCUUGAGUAACAUGGACGUCGCUCACGAGAAGGAUGCUCAUAACGGAAAGAAGGCCGUCACCUUCAACAAGAGUCCCCUUAUGUCGACCUACCUUUUGGCUUUCAUCGUUGGUGAGCUCAACAUGAUCGAGACCGAUGCCUUCAGACUUCCUGUCCGUGUCUUUGCAACUCCUGACAAGGACAUCGAGCACGGCCGCUUCUCUCUUGAACUCGCUGCUAAGACCUUGGAAUUCUACGAGACCAAGUUCAACAGCAAGUUCCCUCUCCCAAAGAUGGACAUGGUUGCCAUCCCCGACUUCAGCGCUGGCGCUAUGGAGAACUGGGGUCUGGUCACUUACCGUGUUGUUGAUCUCCUGUUUGACGAGAAGACCAGCGGUGCUUCCACCAAGCAGAGAGUUGCUGAAGUCGUACAGCACGAGCUUGCCCACCAGUGGUUUGGUAACCUUGUGACCAUGGACUUCUGGGACGGUCUCUGGUUGAACGAGGGUUUCGCUACUUGGAUGUCGUGGUACUCCUGUAACGAAUUCUACCCUGAGUGGAAGGUCUGGCAAGGUUACGUCACGGAUAACCUCCAAAGUGCUCUUGCUCUUGACUCUCUGCGCAGCUCCCACCCCAUCGAGGUUCCUGUCAAGCGUGCAGACGAGAUUAACCAGAUCUUUGAUGCCAUCUCGUACUCUAAGGGAUCUUGCGUCCUUCGCAUGGUUUCGAAGUACCUUGGUGAAGAGACUUUCAUGGAGGGUGUCAGACGCUACCUUAAGAAGCACGCCUUUGGCAACACCCAGACCAACGACCUCUGGGCUGCUUUGAGUGAUGCUAGCGGUAAGGAUGUUGAGAAGAUUAUGGACAUCUGGACCAAGAACGUCGGUUUCCCUGUUGUCAGUGUGACCGAGGAUGCCAAGAACAACUCCGUUCACGUCAAGCAAAACAGAUUCUUGCGCACCGCAGACGUGAAGCCUGAGGAGGACAAGGUUCUUUACCCUGUGUUCCUUGGCCUCCGCUCCAAGGACGGUGUUGACGAGGAGCUCACUCUCGAUGGCCGUGAGAGAAGCUUCAAGGUCAAGGACCUCGACUUCUACAAGAUCAACGCAGACCACUCUGGUAUCUACAGAACUUCUUACUCCCCUGAGCGUCUUCAGAAGCUCGGAGAGGCCGCUAAGAAGGGUCUCCUUACUGUGGAGGACAGAGCCGGUAUGAUCGCUGAUGCUGGUGCUCUUGCUGCAUCUGGCUACCAGAAGACUUCUGGUGUCCUCUCCCUUCUCCAAGGCUUCGACACUGAACCCGAGUUCGUUGUUUGGGAUGAGCUCACUGCCCGUAUCGCCUCAGUACGUGCAGCUUGGGUGUUCCAAGACGACAAGGUCAAGGAUGCCCUCAAGGCUUUCCAACGCGAUCUUGUCAGCAAAAAGUCGCAUGAGCUUGGUUGGGAGUUCAAGGAGAGCGACGGUCACAUUGAGCAGCAGUUCAAGUCGCUCCUCUUCAGCAGCGCAGCCCUCUCUGGCGACGAGAAGACCAAGGCAGCAGCACUUGAGAUGUUUGAGAAAUUCAAGAACGGCGAUAGAUCAGCUAUCCACCCCAACCUGCGCGCCGGUGUUUAUGCCGUUGCCCUUCAGAACGGAGGUGAGGCCGAGUACGACGCCAUCCUGAACGAGUACAGAACUGCCAAGGUUGCCGAUGAGCGCAACACAGCGCUGCGCUCAAUUGGACGUGCUAGACAGCCCGAGCUCAUCAAGCGCACACUGGCUAUGGCUCUGAGCAAGGAGGUCAAGGACCAAGAUAUCUACCUCCCCCUUGGUGGACUCCGCUCUCACAAGGAGGGAAUUCUCGCACUGUGGGAUUGGGUCAAGGUGAACUGGGACACGAUCUACAAGAAGCUUCCUCCAGGCCUCAGCAUGCUCGGCAGUGUUGUCAGUCUCUGCACCAGCAGCUUCACCAGCGAGAAGCAGAUCCAGGAGAUUGAUGCGUUCUUCAAGGAGCGCAGCACCAAGGGCUUCGACCAGAGCUUGGCACAGAGCUUUGAUGCGAUCAGAGCCAAGGAGGGGUGGUUGAAGAGAGAUGCUGAGGACGUAGAGGCAUGGCUCAAGGCCAACAAGUACCUGUGA